Messenger RNA from Zootermopsis nevadensis, 2866 nucleotides. RefSeq names its product Lipophorin receptor 1 (gene LpR1). Gene Ontology annotation, biological process: receptor-mediated endocytosis. Gene Ontology annotation, molecular function: protein binding; hormone binding; calcium ion binding. The record is from RefSeq and is a predicted model, not a curated record. Gene Ontology annotation, cellular component: plasma membrane; signaling receptor complex; apical plasma membrane. NCBI's taxonomy places the organism in Eukaryota, Metazoa, Arthropoda, Insecta, Blattodea, Termopsidae.
CAGUUGCGUUCCGACAUGGGGACUUGGGUUGUAGCCGUGGUGGCAGCGUCUCUGACGGUCUGCAGUGGCGCCCUCGCUCUGCUGACGCUACCUGGCGGCGGGCAGGCGGACGACCACCCGCUGGCUCGAGACGUGAGCCGGACGUGUUCGGACUCGGAGUUCAGGUGUGGCAACGGACGAUGCAUCCCAAUUCACUGGCAGUGCGACAACGAGAAGGACUGUAGCGACGGCGACGACGAGGUCCCGAGCGUCUGCCAGGAGCGGCCGUGUCGGGCGGGCGAGUUCCAGUGCUCUGCGGGCGUGUGUGUCCCCCAGGCGUGGGUGUGCGACGGACGGACCGACUGCCCCGAUUUGUCGGACGAGAGGAACUGCUCGCAGUAUGACACGUGUCGAUCGGACGAGUUCACUUGCACGAACGGGAAGUGCAUUCAGAAGCGCUGGGUGUGCGACCGCGACGACGACUGCGGGGACGGCUCCGACGAGAGAUACUGCCCCAGCAUCCCCUGCGUCCCGGACUCCGAGUUCAAGUGCGCGGAAAAUUUCUGCAUCACCUCGAGAUGGCGCUGCGACGGCGACCUGGACUGCCCGGACGGCUCGGAUGAAGAGGUCUGCGCGUACCGACCCGCGCAUUCGUCCCACUGCCUGACCCGUGAAUUCGAAUGUGAGGACCGCAUCACGUGCGUCCAUCAGUCCUGGCUUUGCGACGGCGACAGGGACUGCCCGGACGGGAGCGACGAGAGCGUGGCACAGUGCCAGAACGUGACUUGUCGGCCGGACCAAUUCCAGUGCAAGAACUGGGUAUGCAUCCCGGGUCACCUGCGCUGCUCGGGGCACGCGGAGUGCAGCGACCAGAGCGACGAGGACAACUGCAACUCGUCGGCGCCGAAGUGCGACCCCAAGACUCAUUUCGAGUGCGGGGACGGGGCGUGCAUCCCCCUCGAGAAGGUUUGCGACAAGAAGCCGGACUGCCAGAACUCGGAGGACGAGCCGGCCGACCGCUGCGGCAAGGACGAGUGCAAGGACAACAACGGGGGCUGCUCGCAGCGCUGUGUGGACAUCCCCGGAGGCUACUACUGCGAAUGCCUGCCCGGCUACAAGCUCAUGGACAACCGCACGUGUGACGAUAUUGACGAGUGUCAGACGCCAGGAGCCUGCUCGCAGCUCUGUAUCAACGAGAAGGGUACGUUCAAAUGCCAGUGUGUCGACGGGUACCUCCGGGACCCGCGGAAUCACACGCGCUGCAAGGCCAUGGAGGGCCACGCCUCGUUGCUCUUCUCUCGCCGCCACGACAUCCGCAAGAUCUCGCUCGACCACCACGAGAUGACAGCGAUUGUGAAUAACACGAAGAGUGCCACGGCACUGGAUUUUGUCUUCAGGACCGGCAUGAUAUUCUGGAGUGACGUCAGUGACCAGAAGGUUUAUAAAGCUCCAAUUGAUGAGGGCAGCGAGCGGACGGUCGUGAUAAAGGAUGAGCUGACGACAUCAGACGGUCUGGCGGUGGACUGGAUCUACAACCACAUCUACUGGACAGACACGGGCAGGAACACGAUAGAGCUGGCAAACUUUGAGGGCAACAUGCGGAAGGUGCUGAUCCAGGACAGUCUGGAGGAGCCGCGCGCCAUCGCGCUCAACCCCAUCGAUGGAUGGAUGUUCUGGACAGACUGGGGUACCGAGCCGAAGAUCGAACGUGCUGGAAUGGACGGGUCGCAUCGCCAGGUAAUUGUCCCAUAUGAAGUCAAAUGGCCCAAUGGGCUCACGCUCGACCUCGUGUGGAAACGCGUGUACUGGGUGGACGCCAAGUUGAACGUGAUCUCAUCUUGCAACUACGAUGGCAGCCAACGGCGUGUGAUCCUUUACUCUCCCGAUGCCCUUCAGCAUCCAUUCAGCAUCACAACAUUUGAGGACUGGGUGUACUGGACCGACUGGGACACGCAGGCUGUGUACAGAGCAAAUAAGUUCAAUGGGAGGGACAUCUCGCCUGUCACCGCCACGCACAUGUUGCAGAAUCCGAUGGUGAUCCACGUGUAUCAUCCGUACCGACAGCCAGACGGUCAGAACUACUGUCAGGCGGUGAAUGGACACUGUUCGCACCUGUGCCUGCCUGCGCCUCAGAUCGACGCGCAGUCGCCGAAGGUCUCCUGCGCGUGUCCCGAUGGCUUACGGCUGCUUGAGGAUGGACCAUUGUGUGGUGAGGAAGUAAAGCGCACUACGGUCUCUGCGGGUGUGGCGGGCUCGGGACCGUCCUCCAGGAAUACAAAUUCUCGAUCUCGUGCCCCAGCCGUGGCCCCCACUAACAACAGCCACGUACGAGGCCACAAUCUCAGUGAUGCCAUUGCUACAAAUAUUACAGUGGGCCUCAUGAAUAAUACCCGUUCCAUGGAGUCCAUCCCGGAGGAUGACAGCGGGCUGGUGGCAGGCAUCGUCAUAGCUGUGGUCACCAUCGUGCUGAUCCUGGCAGCCCUGAUUGCAUUUGUGGUUUAUCGCCAUUACCUGCACAGAAAUGUGACGAGUAUGAACUUUGACAACCCCGUUUACCGCAAGACCACAGAGGACCAGUUCUCGCUGGAGAAGAACCAAUAUCAGCCGCAGAGAAUUUACCCUGCCACAGUCGGAGAAGAGGUGAGAGCACUUGCUAUGGACAGCUGCAUCCUUAGAUAAUUGCGCGUCGUCCACCUGUGGGCCGACUGGCACGUUCUCAUUAUGUAGGCAAUUUGAGCUGGAACUGUUUCAGUAUGUGGUAAUUUUCUCACUUGUUUGCCUGGAAGUGAGCGUGUGCGUGCUUUCAGACUUGUUCAAGCGGGAUUGUUUUGGUAUGUGGACCUAUUUGUCUGAAACUGAAUGAGGCACGAACGUCUUCGCCGCGGUU